Odocoileus virginianus texanus is the source of this 3865-nucleotide messenger RNA. RefSeq names its product kelch like ECH associated protein 1 (gene KEAP1). NCBI's taxonomy places the organism in Eukaryota, Metazoa, Chordata, Mammalia, Artiodactyla, Cervidae. Gene Ontology annotation, molecular function: protein binding. The record is from RefSeq and is a predicted model, not a curated record.
GAUGGAAAGGCCGCGGCGGGGUCACUUCCUCCCUUCUCUAGGCCUGGGCUGCGCCGGCGGGACAUGCGCAGUCCCCCACUUACCGCUUCUUGGGGGUGGGGGGGAGUGUCCAGUGCCCAGGGGGCACCGUUGACCGUUUGGCUAAAGACCAAGAGGCAGGCCCGGGCCUCGGCUGGGGAGAGGCGGCCAAGCGGUGUCCAGGGCACGGUGGAAGAGCAGGGUGCUCUGGCAGGCACAGUGGGGUGGGCAGUCAGCCAGCCACAGCUUACUGACCCCUGCGUCGUGCCAGGCCCCAGGCGGGCUGCAGGAGAGGCACAGGAGAGGGUGGGCAGGACCCUGACCUACACAGGGCUCCCUGCCCUCUGAAUCCCGGGGCUCAGGGCCAGAGAGACCCUUCAUCCAUCAGCAAGCAAGCAAAGGAGCUGAUUUCCAUUCCUGACAAGUGGUGUGAUGGAAAUAAAACAGAGAGGAGGUAACUCUGAGUGGAGCCCAGGGAACAAUAAGAUGAAGAACCUCUUGUAGAUCCCCUGUCUCCUCUUUGCUUGACUUUUCCAAACCCAGCUCCUGCCCUAACCCUCCAGACUCGACAGGAUUCACAGACACCCUCCCUUCAUUAGUCUUUCUCUCUCAUCACACUCUUCCCUGAUUCUCCAGGUCGGCUCUCAUUCUGCCUCUGAGUCUUUGGACUCACUGUUCCCUCUGCCUGGAAAGCUAACACCCCUCCCCACCCCCCCCCCCCCGCCCCUUCAUAAAUUCAUCCUUCUAGUCUCAGCUCCAAGACAGGCCUGGACCACCUGAUUUUAAAACAACACCGGCACACCACACUGUCACAAUGCUGUUGUCAGUUUCUUCAUGGCCCUAAAGCCUUGCUUAUUUCACUUAUAGUCCUUUCCUCCCCAGUGUUGGCUUCAGGGGGGCUCGGUGCAUGUCUGUCUGGCUCCUUGCUGUGUCCCUGGUGCCUAGAACACAGCACAUGCCCGAGAAAUGUUGAUGGGGUGAGUGAAGGAAUGAGUUGGACACGCUGUGAGAAGGGAUGGGCCCCAGAGAGCUGGAACAGAAUGGGCAAAGGGAACAGGUGGACAGGAGCUGACUGUGAAGGGCUUUGCAGGCCGUUGAAGAGUUUGGUUUUACUCUUCAUGUCGCAGGGAGUGUGUGUGGGGGGGUGGGAUUCUGAGCAGGGGAGGGUCACCAUGUGACCUACGAUUUAAGGUGGGCCCUUGGACUGGUGAGGCCAUGGGCAGUUAGGGAGCACAAAUGAACACUGCUUUACCCGGGCCUGGAAAGGAAAACUGGUCUAGGAGCCACUUUAUCUUAGAAAAGAAGGCCUAGCCCCCAGCCCUGUGCUCUCCCCCUCCAGGCCCCUGAGUGCCAGUGGUGGUGUCCCUUGUCACCUGGAACCCCAUGCAGCCGGAACCCAGGCCUAGCGGGCCCGGGGCCCAUACCCAAUUCCUGCCCCUGAGACCACAGCGCCCCGAGGGGGCAGGGGACACGGUGAUGUACGCCUCCACCGAGUGCAAGGCCGAGGUGACGCCCUCCCAGCAUGGCAACCGCACCUUCAGCUACACCCUGGAGGACCACACCAAGCAGGCCUUUGGCAUCAUGAACGAACUGCGGCUCAGCCAGCAGCUAUGCGACGUGACGCUGCAGGUCAAGUACCAGGACGCGCCCGCCGCCCAGUUCAUGGCCCACAAGGUGGUGCUGGCCUCGUCUAGCCCCGUCUUCAAGGCCAUGUUCACCAACGGGCUGCGGGAGCAGGGCAUGGAGGUGGUGUCCAUUGAGGGCAUCCACCCAAAGGUCAUGGAGCGGCUCAUUGAGUUCGCCUACACCGCGUCCAUUUCCAUGGGGGAGAAGUGCGUGCUCCAUGUCAUGAACGGUGCUGUCAUGUACCAGAUCGACAGCGUGGUCCGCGCCUGCAGCGACUUCCUGGUGCAGCAGCUGGAUCCCAGCAACGCCAUCGGCAUCGCCAACUUUGCCGAGCAGAUUGGCUGUACAGAGCUGCACCAGCGUGCCCGGGAAUACAUCUACAUGCACUUCGGGGAGGUGGCCAAGCAAGAGGAGUUCUUCAACCUAUCCCACUGCCAGCUGGCGACCCUCAUCAGCCGGGAUGACCUGAAUGUGCGUUGCGAGUCCGAGGUCUUUCACGCCUGCAUCAACUGGGUCAAAUAUGACUGCGAGCAGCGGCGCUUCUACGUGCAGGCGCUGCUGCGGGCUGUGCGCUGCCACUCGCUCACGCCCCACUUCCUGCAGAUGCAGCUGCAGAAGUGUGAGAUCCUGCAGUCGGACUCCCGCUGCAAGGACUACCUGGUCAAGAUCUUCCAGGAGCUCACCCUGCACAAGCCCACGCAGGUGAUGCCCUGCCGGGCGCCCAAGGUGGGCCGCCUCAUCUACACGGCCGGCGGCUACUUCCGCCAGUCGCUCAGCUACCUGGAGGCCUACAACCCCAGCGAUGGCACCUGGCUCCGGCUGGCGGAUCUGCAGGUGCCCCGGAGCGGCCUGGCGGGCUGUGUGGUGGGCGGGCUGCUGUACGCCGUGGGCGGCCGCAACAACUCGCCUGACGGUAACACCGACUCCAGCGCCCUGGACUGCUACAACCCCAUGACCAACCAGUGGUCGCCCUGCGCCUCCAUGAGCGUACCCCGCAACCGAAUCGGGGUGGGCGUCAUCGACGGGCACAUCUAUGCUGUUGGCGGCUCCCACGGCUGUAUCCACCACAACAGUGUGGAGAGGUAUGAGCCGGAGGGGGACGAGUGGCACUUGGUGGCCCCAAUGCUGACACGAAGGAUCGGGGUGGGAGUGGCUGUCCUCAACCGUCUGCUCUACGCUGUCGGGGGCUUCGACGGGACAAACCGCCUUAACUCAGCCGAGUGUUACUACCCAGAGAGAAACGAGUGGCGGAUGAUCACACCCAUGAACACCAUCCGGAGCGGAGCAGGAGUCUGCGUCCUGCACAACUGUAUCUAUGCUGCGGGGGGCUACGAUGGUCAGGACCAGCUCAACAGUGUGGAGCGCUAUGACGUGGAGACAGAAACGUGGACGUUCGUAGCCCCCAUGAAGCAUCGGCGAAGCGCCCUGGGCAUCACCGUACACCAGGGAAGGAUCUACGUUCUUGGGGGCUACGACGGUCACACAUUCUUGGACAGCGUGGAGUGCUAUGACCCUGACACGGACACCUGGAGCGAGGUGACCCGAAUGACCUCUGGCCGAAGUGGGGUGGGCGUGGCCGUCACCAUGGAACCCUGCCGGAAGCAGAUUGACCAGCAGAACUGUACCUGUUGAGCCGCUUCUGUUUCCUGAGUGGAAAAGAAAAAAAAGGUCCGAUCCAGAGUAUUGUUGUUUCUGUACAAAAGAAAAAAAACAGGGACAAAUGAAGAGGCUCCACAGCACAAAUUGUGGUCUCCAGAAUGGGAGCCUGGGACACUGCGGUGUUCCAAUCACGACGUGAAAGAAAAGAAGGCUAGAGUGGGAACUCAUGAACCUACCAGAGCAGUCCCAGGAAUGUCCAACGAGAGCCUGCCCAGGAGGUGGGCGCGGGAAGGAUGGGCUCCCCAGAGAGAGGCCCCCACACCCGCUACCCCAAGACUAGGCCUGGGUCCCCCACCAGCAGCCACCACCUCCCUGUGGGAUGAAAGCAGGUGCUGAGGACAGGCUGGUUUUCAUCCCCUGCGUCUUUGUGACUAUUUCCUAGAGGCCUGGGAAGAAGCCCACUGAGGCCUUGGGGGCGGAGGCCCCUCCAGAGGUGAGGACCCCAGGGAUGGGCCUGUACAUAGAAACCACUGGAUUUCGCUGCUCGGACAGUCAUUUUGUUGAUAAGUAGCCCUGUAACUUUCAGAUGAAAAUAAAGAACAAACUAACUAGUGUCUUCCAA